This is a messenger RNA of Nicotiana attenuata, 477 nucleotides long. RefSeq lists its product as uncharacterized. The record is from RefSeq and is a predicted model, not a curated record. Bases 1 to 477 code for a protein of 158 amino acids. NCBI's taxonomy places the organism in Eukaryota, Viridiplantae, Streptophyta, Magnoliopsida, Solanales, Solanaceae. The transcript is spliced from 2 exons.
AUGGUAAUUGAACAAGGAUUUAAAAGUGGCGUUACAAGAUUGCUGCAUCACAGGUUAGCUACUGUGGAUCGAAUACAGAAAUGGGGUGUCAAAGUACAAACAGAUUGUGUUUUGUGUAAUACAGGAGCUGAGGAGACUUUGCAGCAUUUGUUCUUUCAAUGCAGUUACUCUGCCUACAUCUGGAAUUCAAUACUUCAAUGGCUAGGAGAGAAGAGGAAGAUCAGUAACUGGGAAGAAGAAACAGAAUGGAUUAGUAGAAAAACAGGGAACAACAGACCACGAGCACAGAUCCUACAAUUCUUAUAUGCUGCUACUGUUUACCAUUUGUGGAGUGAAAGAAACAUAAGAAGAUUUCAAGACAAAAAGAGAGAGGGUCGACAGAUCCUUAAAGAGAUUGUAAUACAAUUGCAUACAAGAGGACAACAAUUCAGCAAAUGGAGAAGAGUCCUAGAGUCUUUGAAUAGCUACCCUAAGUAG